Messenger RNA from Megalops cyprinoides (Indo-Pacific tarpon), 1239 nucleotides. Its product is annotated as claudin-4-like. NCBI's taxonomy places the organism in Eukaryota, Metazoa, Chordata, Actinopteri, Elopiformes, Megalopidae. Gene Ontology annotation, molecular function: structural molecule activity. The record is from RefSeq and is a predicted model, not a curated record. Bases 115 to 747 code for a protein of 210 amino acids. The transcript has a single exon. Gene Ontology annotation, cellular component: plasma membrane; bicellular tight junction. Gene Ontology annotation, biological process: bicellular tight junction assembly; cell adhesion.
ACGGUGUCUAAAAUACAACUGGGAAACACUCUCAAGGUAGACACAGCCUACGUACUGAUUUUUUUUGGUGCAGCUCUUCGUGCAAGAAAAGACACAAGGAAGAAGUUGAAGAAAAUGGCUUCUGCUGGGCUACAGAUGCUGGGCACAGCCCUGGGUAUCAUUGGCUGGAUCGGGGCCAUUGUGGUGUGCGCCCUCCCAAUGUGGAAGGUGACGGCGUUCAUCGGGCAGAGCAUCGUGACGGCGCAGAUCACCUGGGAGGGCAUCUGGAUGAACUGCGUGGUGCAGAGCACGGGGCAGAUGCAGUGCAAGGUGUACGACUCCAUGCUGGCACUCAGCUCCGACCUGCAGGCGGCCCGGGCCCUCACCGUCAUCUCCAUCGUGGUGGGGAUCAUGGGCAUUCUGCUGGCCGUCGCCGGGGGCAAGUGCACCAACUGCGUGGAAGACGAGGGCUCCAAGGCCAAGGUGGGCAUCGCUGCCGGCAUCACUUUCAUCGCCGCCGGGGUCCUCUGCCUGAUCCCAGUCUGCUGGACCGCACACGCCAUCAUCAGGGACUUCUACAACCCGCUGCUCGUAGAGGCGCAGAAGAGGGAGAUCGGCGCUUCCCUGUACAUCGGAUGGGGGGCCUCGGCUUUGAUGAUCAUUGGCGGGGGUCUGCUAUGCUGCAACUGCCCGCCAAAGGAUGACACCUACACUGCCAAGUACUCAGCUGCAAGAUCCACGGCCUCAGCACCCAAGGACUAUGUGUGAGAAGAGAUCCACUGGUCACAAGUUUGCAAAGCGGCUCUCUUUUGGACUUUUUUUUUUAAAAGGAAAGGAAAUUGCCACUGCUAUCUUGUUUACAUGUUCAGUAUAUAUGAUCGACAAAAGGCAGGCUGUAGGUUGCAGGAGAAAACGAAAUAACUACCAUUGAGAUGAUGUCUGCCAUUUUUUUUUUUACAUCAAUAACAUGUAAUGGUCUGAGAACAGUAGAAACUGUCUCAGAGCAGGGCAUGGACUAUCGUUAUUGUCAAAUGUUUUCAGUCGAAUUUUAAACAGAUGUGUGCUCUUUGGACUUUCCUAAACAAUGACCCAUUGUGUGUCUACAGUACAUAUUCUAAGAUUUUUUUCUACAGUGUGUCAUUUUUUCACAACUGAACUUGUACAUUUCUGCUAUGUUCUGAUUCUUUGUACUGUUGUAUCCACUUAAAUAAUCCUGGAUGAAUGGUAACUUGUAAAUAAAUAUUUGUUUUUUAUAUUUUA